GGUCCCAGCUAAUUAUUUAUAACUCCUUUCUUACCUGCUCACUGUGGUAAUAAGCUUCCCGAAACAACGCUGAAAAAAAUCGCAUAAGAGCUUUGUUAAGAAGAAUACUUUGGCGAAAUUUAAUAUUGUUUGUUUAUCUUGCUAGCUCGUUUAUUGAUUAGUAGUACUAGCUAGCUAACCUCCGGCCAAAGUACAGAAGGAAAAAAUGGCAGCUGGGAAGAUGUGCAUGAAGAAGAAUAAGGAGGAAACUGCCGAGUGGACGGAGUUAUUCCCGCAGGACUUUAAAUCUGCGCAGGAGUCUUUGCUCUUUGUCAAAAGGAUGAUGGUCGUGGCUGUCUCCUCUAUCACCUAUCUCAGGGGCAUUUUCCCAGAGGAUGCCUACAGAUCCAGAUAUCUGGAAGAUUUUUGCAUCAAAAUCUUGCGUGAAAACUGCAACACUCCUGGUGCAGCCAAAAUUGUGAAAUGGUUGAUGGGCUGUUUUGAUGCAUUAGAGAAACAAUACCUCCAGCUUGUGUUCAUUGGGGUCUGCGCUGAUCCUGAUGAACCCAAUCGGAUAAUUGAGUCCUACCACUUCAAAUUCACAUACAGUGCAAAGGGACCAGAGAUGGACAUACUCAGGAACAACGGUAUAAAGAUGCAAGUGACCAUGGACGACACCAAAAAGGCUUUGGUGCUUCUCAUCAGGAAGCUCUUUCUGCUUAUGCAGAACCUGGACGCCCUCCCCAGCAACGUCUACCUGACCAUGAAGCUCUACUACUAUGAUGAGAUCACCCCUGCUGACUACCAGCCACCUGGUUUCAAGGAGGGGGAGUGUGACAGUCUGUGGUUUGAAGGCGUGGCCGUGAACUUCAGGGUUGGUGAGGUGGAGACGCCCUUUCACACCUUGAAAGUAGCUGUGUCAGCAGAACAGGAUCGGGUGGAGAAACUUCAGAAAGGAAAUCAUCUGGGGGAGACUAAGCAGGUUUCUCAGGGGGCUUUUUCAGAGAAGGAAAUUGAGAAGAAUCCUCACAAGAAAAUAUAUGAUGGAGAGGAUCUACCUUCUGAAGACGAGUCUGCACAGUUUAAGAAACCAAGGCGGCCCAUGGCAAAGAGGACUGCAGCUGCCAGAAAUCUUACAAGAAAGAAAAGAAGAAUCUAACCAACAAGACAAAAGAUGUGUGAACAACCUGUUCAUUUUAGUGUGAUGUUAUUUUACAAUUCAUGUUAUCAAAUGUAUUAGACAGGUUCCUUUGAUAGUUCACUCUACCCAGACCUUGCUGUUGUAGUUUUAUUUCACACGACACGCUAUAACAUUCAUAAUUCAUAUAAAAGUACUUAGGUUUUCAUUUAAGUGUACAAAAAUAGUUUCAUGUGUAUAGUUAAUAAAAUAAAGCUUGAUUGUAAACAUU
This is a messenger RNA of Oreochromis aureus, 1388 nucleotides long. It is a transcript of the gene zte38, whose product is annotated as zebrafish testis-expressed 38. The record is from RefSeq and is a predicted model, not a curated record. Bases 206 to 1138 code for a protein of 310 amino acids. The transcript is spliced from 12 exons. Lineage: Eukaryota; Metazoa; Chordata; Actinopteri; Cichliformes; Cichlidae.